GUUCUGCUGAAACCAGAUUGGUGUGGGGAUUUGAGGAGAAUUGAUUGCAAUGGCCUUAUUGACAUGGCUGCUGCUGCUGCUGCUGCUUCUGCCCCUACUUUUCCAUGUCGACACCGCAAAUGCCACCUCCCGCGUCAUACUUGGAACUGAAGCAGUCUUGGAUUCCGAAUCACGUCUACCUGCGACAGACUACACAGAUAUUGAUCAAUCGUUGUUCAUAUCAAAGUCCAAUUCCAAGGUACCACAAUUUUCAGCCGAGACUGCCACACCCAUCUCGUAUUCAAGUCAACGAUGUUGUUUUCCCAACACGAGAACACGAAGUCACGUAUUGUUCUACGAUAGAGACUGAGGGGAUUUCACCUGUGAAGGCUCCCAAGCCCAGCAAUGAGAAACGGCUAUUAAUUGGCUCUUCAGCCCCGGAGUGCGGCCACACAUGUGGGGCAUGCUCGCCUUGCAAAAUCCAAAUUGUGAGCUAUGAAUGCGAGGAAGAUUUUGGAUCGCACGCGGAAGCUUGUCCGUUGGGCUACUUGUGCCUCUGUCAUGGCAAAUCCUUUCCCAUCCCUUGACGGUCCACACGCAGCUCUAUGACUGUUUUCUAAACGGGCAGGCGUCGGAGGAUCUAAUUGAAGAAUGUAUCUGCUCCCUCAUUUUGUAAAUAUUCACAGAAGGUCAUGUGAUGAUAUCCUUUGAUUGCAGGGAUUAGCUGAAUAGAUCACAUUUGAAAGGCUCGGGAUAAUUUACAACCUUCGCAUCCACAAGCUGAAACAAUUGUAAUGGACAUGACUGAACUUUCCAUUCGACUUUGCAUGAACUAGGUAUCUAGUUUGAGAGAUCAUGACUUGGCAAUUGAAAGAGCCGGUGAGAGUUAUUCUGUUUAAUAAUAACGAGUUUCACAGGUUUCUACCCCGAAUAUGUAGUCCACGCCAUAUUGUAAUGGAACUGCAGAGUGAGAAUAUGAGUGUUAUGAAAGAACAUUGUUCAAAUAUUAUACACGGAGUCUAACAAAAGACCCCCAUUGCUCAA
Physcomitrium patens is the source of this 1023-nucleotide messenger RNA. RefSeq lists its product as uncharacterized. NCBI's taxonomy places the organism in Eukaryota, Viridiplantae, Streptophyta, Bryopsida, Funariales, Funariaceae. Gene Ontology annotation, biological process: stomatal complex development; guard cell differentiation. The record is from RefSeq and is a predicted model, not a curated record.